AUGGCUAAACGAAUCGACCCUGAGAGUAAUGUACAACCUGACUCCAAAUCCGAUGUGGACUGGAUCGCAGAGACCAAUGUGCCCGACACUAUCCAACAAUCAUUGCCCUCGGCCAAACCAGUGACGGUCUUCAAACCGCGUGUCAUUGCAUUGACUGGCGCGACUGGUUUCAUGGGCCAGGCUUACCUGCGAGCAUUGCUGUCAGAUCCCGAAGUGCAAACGGUUCAUUGCAUUGCUGUCCGUCUGGGCAGCGCACGCACCAAGCAAUUACUAUCACAGCCAGCUUCAAUUCUUCGCCAUCAGAAAGUCAAGAUAUAUGAAGGUGAUCUAGCUGAGCCUAGCUUCGGACUGGACGAGACUGCAAUUACUUCCAUAUUUGGCACCGCAAAUUGUAUUAUCCACAACGGCGCGGACACUUCGCAUAUGAAAAGCUAUCCAUCGAUCCGGAGAACCAAUUUUGGAUCUACUCAGGAAAUCAUCAAGAUGUGUCUGAGUAAGAACGUGCAACGAAUGAUACCUAUCCAUUACAUAUCUACGGGAAGUAUCUGGUCGUCUUCGGGCUUGGAUAUUGCAAACGAAACAUCCGCAGCAGCUCAUCCGCCUCGUCGACGGUUUUCUACUGGUUACACAGAUCUCUCUGGCCGAUUUGCAUACAUCGCCCCGCAAGUGUCCAACCAGACGAUGCAGAGAAUGCAAGGAGCGCAGAAGACUCCAAAACAACCCCACAUCUAG
Molecule: messenger RNA, 732 nt
Organism: Bipolaris zeicola 26-R-13
Lineage: Eukaryota; Fungi; Ascomycota; Dothideomycetes; Pleosporales; Pleosporaceae
Exons: 2
Coding region: 1-732 (243 amino acids)
Source: RefSeq, a predicted model, not a curated record